Messenger RNA from Entrophospora sp. SA101, 3462 nucleotides. The record is from the annotation of a GenBank genome assembly. Lineage: Eukaryota; Fungi; Glomeromycota; Glomeromycetes; Entrophosporales; Entrophosporaceae.
AUGUCUACUACUACCCAAGAAGAAACCAGUAAUGUAUUAGAACAAACUAAGGAAGAAUGUAAACCACGCAUAGUUAUCGAGAAAAUGGUUCUCAUAAAUUUUAAAUCUUAUUUUGGUCGCCAAGAACUUGGUCCUUUUCAUAAGUCAUUUUCUGCUAUUGUAGGACCUAAUGGUUCUGGAAAAUCUAAUGUCAUUGAUGCACUUUUAUUUGUAUUUGGUUAUCGUGCAAGUAAAAUGCGUCAAGGCAAAAUUUCUCAACUUAUUCAUUCAUCUGAAGAAUCUAAUGAUUUUGAAGUUGUCCCUCAAUCACAAUUAAUUGUUUCACGUCAAGUUCUUCGUAACGAUACCAGUAAAUAUUUUAUAAAUGGUCGCCAGAGUAAUUAUACUGAAGUCACAACACUUUUAAAAGAUCGUGCAAUCGAUUUGACUCAUGAAAGAUUUCUUAUUCUUCAGGGCGAGGUUGAAUCUAUAGCUCAGAUGAAACCAAAAGCCCCAAACGAACAUGAAGAUGGGUUAUUGGAAUAUCUUGAAGAUAUUAUAGGAACUUCCAAAUACAAAAUUUCCAUUGAAAGAGCUAAUCAAAAAGUUGAACAACUUAAUGAACAACAAUCUGAAAAAUUACAUCGUGUUCAAAUAGUUGAAAAACAAAAACAAAACUUAGAAAGUAAGAAAAAAGAAGCAGAAGAUUUUCUUCGUGAUGAAAACAGACUUACAAUGAAACAAUCAAUUCAUUAUCAACGUCAACUAUUAGAAUGUAACAAUGCUAUAGAUAUUUAUACUAAAUCUAUGUCACUUGAAAUAAAUACUGAUUUGAUAUUAAAAGAAUUAUCUAAAUAUGAAAAACAAGAUAUUCAUCUUCAAGAAAAAAAGAAACAUAUUAUUGGAAAACAAAAUAAAUUAAUAAAAACUUUACAAACUAAUCGUAAAACUAUAUCAGAAACUAAAGCUUCUAUAAAUAACGUUGAGACUAGUUUAGUUUCUCAAAAAAAUGAAAUUGCAAAAAUGGAAAGGGAUCUUGUGGAUGAGGAGUCCAACUUUGAAAUAAUCGGAGAAAGUCUUAAAGAAUUCACAAUGCAGAUGGAACAAAAGAAAAGAGAACUUGCUCCCUGGACAGAGAGUAUUAAUGAGAAACAAUCUGCUAUUGAUGUGGCACAAUCUGAAUAUAAUCUUCUCAAAGAAAAAAACGAUUCGAUUGAAGAAGCUCUUAAACAAUCAGAAAAUGAUUUGAGUUCAUUAAGUCAAACUAAAAUUUCAAAAAAUAGUGCCAGUUAUAAAGAGAAACUAAAAUCUGAUCUUGCUGAUGCUCGUCAAAAAGAAGAUGAAGCAAGGACUUCUUUACAAUCAUCCCAAUCAAGAGGCGUUGUUCUCUCAAGUUUAAUUAAACUUAAAGAUAGUGGGAGAAUAAGAGGAUUUCAUGAUCGAUUAGGAAAUCUUGGUGUUAUAGAUGAUAAAUAUGAUGUAGCUAUUUCGACUGCUUGCCCUGGACUGAAUAAUAUUGUUGUCGAUAAUGUAGAAGUUGGUCAAAAUUGUAUAGAAUACCUUAAAAAAAAUAAUCUUGGUCGUGGCCACUUCAUUUGUCUUAAUCAACUUCCCGAACUCAGCAUGAAUCCAAUCCAAACACCUGAAAAUGUUCCACGCCUAUUUGACCUGAUAAGACCAAAAGAUCAAAAGUUUGCUCCAGCUUUUUACAGUGUUUUACGCGACACCUUAGUAGCAGAAAAUUUACAACAAGCAAAUAGGAUAGCAUAUGGGAAAUAUAGAUGGCGUGUCGUCACUUUGGAUGGUAAACUUAUUGAUAAAUCGGGUACUAUGAGCGGUGGUGGUAAUAAAGUAUCAAGAGGUUCUAUGAGUUCAAGAUUUGUUGCAGACAUUACUCAGGAAACAUUGACAGAGUUGGAACAAAACCGUGCCCAUAUUGAAAAUGAAUGGAAGGAUUUCAAUGAAAAACGUAAAGAUUGGGAAUUCCAACUUGAAAAAAGACAAGAUGAAAUCCCAAGAUUGGAAUUGGCCUUAACAAAAUCUGAAAUGGAUUUACAAUCUUGUAUAAAACGUUUUGCUGAUGUUGAGAAACGUGUAAAUCAAUUAUGCCAACAAAAUAGACCAAAUCUAGAAGAUCAUCAACAAAUGCAAGAACUUCAAAUAACAAUAGAUAAUUUUAAUAGAGACAUAGAACAAUUAAAGGAAAAUUAUUCAACGCCAAUAGAAAAUGAUAUAAAAUAUUUACAAGAUCAAAUUAUGGAAGUUGGUGGUGGUAGACUUCGUGCACAGAAAGCUAUAGUCGAUGGAAUUAGAUCAGAAAUAGAUCGACUUACUGAGCAUGUUACAACCUUGAUGGUGACCAAAUCAAAAUCUGAGAAAGAUUUAACUAAAUUGGAAAAUUCUUUGACAAAUUGUGAGAAUGAAAUCGAAGAAAUUAACAAUCAGAUAAAUCAACUUGGAGAAGAAAUUGAACAAAAUAAUGAAAGUGCUAGUUCUAUUAACUCAAAAGCUGAAAAGUCAAAAAAUGAUUUAGAAAAUAAAAAAGAUGAAUUAGACGAAAUCAAAGCUCAACUUGAUGACAAAAAUGAAAUAUUUAAUCAGAUGAGAUCUGUUGAAAUGGAAAUAAAAAAUAAAUUGGAAGAUAUUGAACAUAAUUUAGCAGGAAAUCAACAAAAACAAAGACAUUGGAAUGAACUGCUUGAAAAAUUGUCGCUUCAUAAAAUUGGAAGCGAUGAUGACAUGCAAGAAGAUGAACUGCAAUUCUAUUCUGAUGAUGAAUUAAUGGCAAUUAACAAAAAAGAUUUGAUUAAUGAAAUCAAUAAAUUACAAGAAAAAGUACAAAACGCGAACCCAAAUCUUGAUGUGUUAAUUGAAUAUCAUCGUUAUGAAGAGGAAUAUAAAGCGCGGACAAAAGAACUUGAAGAGAUAACAGAAAUACGUGAUGGUUGUAAAAGAGAAUAUGACGAGUUACGCAAAAGAAGAUUAGACGAAUUCAUGUGUGGAUUCACAUUUAUAUCAAAAAAAUUAAAAGAAAUGUAUCAGUUGAUGACACUUGGUGGAAAUGCAGAACUCGAAUGUUGUGAUAGCUUGGAUCCUUUUUCUGAAGGUAUUAUAUUUAGUGUUAUGCCACCAAGAAAAAGUUGGAAAAACAUAUCAAAUUUAUCUGGUGGUGAAAAGACAUUAAGUUCUUUAGCAUUGAUAUUUGCACUUCAUCAUUAUAAACCAACACCAAUAUAUGUUAUGGAUGAAAUUGAUGCAGCUUUGGACUUUCGAAAUGUCUCAAUUGUAGCAAAUUAUAUCAAGGAGCGUACCAAAGAUGCACAAUUUAUUGUUGUUAGUUUACGUAACAAUAUGUUUGAAUUGGCUGAUCGUUUGGUUGGAAUAUAUAAAACCAAAAAUAUGGUAAAAUUCAGUUUAUUGUUGGACUUUUCUUAUUUCUAUACAUCUACACAACAUAUUAAUAUAAAGAAAUUUCUAUUUUAA